This is a messenger RNA of Penicillium cinerascens, 1824 nucleotides long. RefSeq lists its product as uncharacterized. The record is from RefSeq and is a predicted model, not a curated record. Gene Ontology annotation, biological process: chromatin remodeling. NCBI's taxonomy places the organism in Eukaryota, Fungi, Ascomycota, Eurotiomycetes, Eurotiales, Aspergillaceae. Gene Ontology annotation, cellular component: Swr1 complex. The coding region runs from base 1 to 1824 and encodes 607 amino acids. The transcript has 2 exons. Gene Ontology annotation, molecular function: ATP-dependent H2AZ histone chaperone activity.
AUGGACGGAGCGCCGCCUCCGCCGCCGCCGCCGCCGCAUGGCGAGAACCCCAAUACCACCGGCGGCGAAUAUCGCAAAUCGUCCGACUUGCCUCAGGGGAACUACGAUAUCUUCAUCGUCCCUCCGCAUUCCUCCGGCGGAGGCUUCCUCUACCUUCCCUCCCUGCAAUGCAAUCGAAACAGCUUCCUCGCGGGAGUUGCAAGCACACUUUUCGUGGGCAUGGUAUGGACUCUCAUAUCGCCGAUCAUCAGGGCGUGGUAUAUCGCCGCCGUUUCAGGUGGCAACAAUAUGGGAAUCGUUGUGGUAGCACUCGGCUUAGGCGUGGCUGGUUGGGCCUUCGGAAUAUCGCAGUCAGACGGCUCGAAGGGCAAUAAUGGCGGAGGAAGAGGGUUCGGCGGAGGAUCUGGAUCUGGCGGGCCAAAUGCCCACAGUCAGUCUUCUGGUGCCGGUUAUGGAGGUGGACCCGGACAACAGCAAUACGGAGGUGCCGGUGGAUCGGGACAGCAACAACAACAACAACAAGGAGGUAACUUCGGAGGAGGGCAGAACCGUGGCAACCAGUACGCUGGUAAUCAACACGGCUCUGGGCCUCCGCCAACGCAGGAUUCAAAGAAGCACGGGGCAGAUGGGGCUGAAUGGGAGCGCGCACGGGAAGAGACAAAGCGCAAGGAAGAGCUGCGCCGGAAAAUGGAGGAGUUUAAACGCAAGCGUGAGGCAGAAGCCAAAGAAAAAGAGAGGAAACGUGAGCGGGAAGCAAUGGAGAAGGAAUUGAAAGAGCGCCGCGAGCAGCUUGAGAAGGAAAUGGCUGCUGCAAGGGAGAAAGCGGAGAAGGAAGCCCGUGAAAAGGCUGAAAAGGAAACUGCUGAAGCCAAGGUCGAGGCCGAGAGGCUUGCAGCAGAAGCAAAAGACAAGGCUGAAAAGGAAGCUGCUGAAAAGGAAGCUGCAGCAAAGGCACAGGCUCAAAAAGAGGCCAUGGCCAAGUUCGCUGCCCUCAAAGAAGCAGCUGCAAAACGAUACGCCGAGAAGAAGGCUGCGGAGGCCAUGAAGGAGAAGGGUGCAGGCAUCAAGCCACCUGCCAGUGCAACAAGCGCACCCCGGACCCCUUCCCCUAAGAAACCGCCCUUCCCGACAGCCAGGACAACUAUCGAGGAAGACGACGCAUAUUCCUUUCGGCCCUACGACCGCCCACGCCGGCCGUAUGUCACUUCGGCAUACUCCGAGUCAUCCUACGCUCCGUCUCAGUCUACGGCUCGCACGACGCCUCCACCGUCGCAUCGAGGUACUUAUUCCACCAAGGAUCCAGACAAGAUCGUGAUCCAGGGUGUAUACCAAUUCAACAAUGCCUUCAACAAGACCCCAGUCGCGCAGCUGGUCUCCGGCCAGGGAAUGGUGACCGACGGCCUCGUGCUACGAAUCACAACGGAAGGCCUGUUCAUCGACGAUGACCUGCGCGGCGUCGGACAGCGCGAAUGGGACGUCAAAGCCUGGACUCUCAAGCUGGCAGAGGCAGCCUUCCUCAAGACGUGCAAAAACACCUGCCGUCUGGCGUCUCCGGCUGCAUCCUUUGCCCGUAGCGCUGCCGCCAGUGGUGUCAACAGCAGCGGCCCGCCCCAGGCGGAGUUCCGUGGUCUUCACGUCCUCCGCGCCAGCAUUCGCGACCAGGAGGGCAAGCGAUACGUUUUCGUCGUGCAGGACACGGAGGCCUGGAAGGUCGCAAUUGGACUGCAACGUCUGCGUGCCGGCGCUCUGGUCCGCGCCCUCGGUGUAUCGGCUCUGCCAGUCCCAGAAUGCAAGAGCAUCCUGGGAGGGCUCGGUUAUAUUUGA